Brassica oleracea var. oleracea is the source of this 1181-nucleotide messenger RNA. RefSeq names its product UPF0307 protein Asuc_0809. The transcript is spliced from 6 exons. The record is from RefSeq and is a predicted model, not a curated record. Lineage: Eukaryota; Viridiplantae; Streptophyta; Magnoliopsida; Brassicales; Brassicaceae. Bases 109 to 1038 code for a protein of 309 amino acids.
ACCAAACAAAAGUAAAAAAUAAACGCUUUUAAGUUCUUUUUACAGUGUAGUAGUAGUUACAUAGGAACCACCACCACUCGACAUCGGAACCAUUCGCCGGGAACUUCAAUGGCGCAACUCAUACGUCCGGUAAGGCAAUUGUCGCCGCAGUGUCAUCACUGUCUUCGUAAUCUCCGCCACUUGUUCUCCAAGAAGCUGCCGCUAAACCCACCUUCUUCUACGCCCACUCUCCUUCUCCUCUCCCCUUCUUUCUCCACCGCAAGAUCUCCACCUCGUCGGCGACUUCGCCGUCCCGCGCCACCAGAAGCUCUCGCUCCUCCAAACCUCAUUGCUGAAGAAGAUGGCGGUAGCGAUGAAUCAGAGUCUGAGUCGUCGAGAAGCAGGAACCAGCGGAAGCGUGACGCUCGCCGCGCCGUCCGGUGGGGUAUGGAGCUAGCUUCCUUCUCUAGUGAUCAGAUUAAGAGGGUUAUGAGAGCGGCGUCGCUUGGUGAAGAGGUUUACGAUGCGUUGAUGCUUGCCAAGAGACUAGGCGCGGAUGUUAGAGAAGGGAAGCGUAGACAUUUUAACUAUAUCGGGAAGUUGUUGCGUGAAGUUGAACCUGAUUUGAUGGACACUCUGAUUAAUGCCACUAAUCAGGGUGAUCUCACAAGGAUUCAGGCGCUGAUUGCUUCGGCAAAGGAUGGCGCAGAUGACGCUGGAGUGAGUGAUUUUAUUGAUUCAGAAACAGAGUCGGAAGAUGAAGGAGAGAGCUCAGAAGAAUAUGUGGCUAUAGCUGCGAGAUGGUUUGAUGGCCUUAUCAGUCAAAAUGUGGAGCUCACAAAAGAAGUUUAUUCUCUUCAGGGUGUUGAUUUCGAUCGACAGGAAUUGCGUAAACUUGUUCGGAAAGUACAGUUGGUUCAUGAGCAGAGAAAAGACGUAACCCCGGAGAAGCAGAAAGAAGUCGAUGCUGCAUUGGUGACGGCUGAGAAGUCUCUGAAUCGAUUUCUUCAUUCCAUGGCGAAACAAAUGCAGAGUGAGGAGAGCAGUCUGUACUUAUGAUUUAAAAGAAUAUAUUUUUUGAUUCUCAAUAAUAUAAUACCCAUUAAACCGAACUCAAACCGACUUACCAAAUUUUUGGUUCUGUUUGCUAAAUCCGGUUAAACUGCCAAGGCUUACUUACUUUAGCUUAUCAGUUAUCAUGA